Messenger RNA from Cydia amplana, 2507 nucleotides. Its product is annotated as hyaluronidase-2-like. The transcript is spliced from 8 exons. Gene Ontology annotation, biological process: carbohydrate metabolic process; hyaluronan catabolic process; defense response. The record is from RefSeq and is a predicted model, not a curated record. Lineage: Eukaryota; Metazoa; Arthropoda; Insecta; Lepidoptera; Tortricidae. Gene Ontology annotation, molecular function: hyalurononglucosaminidase activity. Bases 135 to 2345 code for a protein of 736 amino acids.
AUUGUUGUUUUGAAAUUAUUUUAAUUCAUUUAUAGGGAUGCUUUGGAGGACUCAUUGUGUUGUUUUGGAUAAUUUCAAAAAGAUUAGUUUGAUAAUUAAAUGUAAUAUUUAAGUGGUUCCUUAAUUAUUUAAUUAUGAAGUUAUUUGUGUUUUUAAUUUUUGCUGGUUGUGCAGUUAGAUGUGAUGAGUCUGGUAACUACUACGUAAUAGAACGGCCGUCAGACGCGCCCGUCCGAGAAGUUAGGCCGUUUCAAGUAUACUGGAACGUGCCCACCUUCCAGUGCAAAUCCAAGAAGAUCCUUUUCGAAAACCUGUUCGAAAAGUACGGGAUUAUACAGAACCAGAAUGACAAUUUUCAGGGAGAGCAGGUCACAAUUCUGUACGACCCCGGCCUCUUCCCCGCGAUCCUGCAGGAGGAGAGCAGCGGCAAGCUGAGGACCCGCAACGGCGGGGUCCCGCAAGAGGGGGAUCUGGAUGAGCACCUCACGGCUUUCCGCUUCGUGCUGGACCAGGCCAUACCGGACCCCGACUUCAGGGGAAUCGCCAUAAUAGAUUUCGAGUCCUGGCGUCCCGUUUUCCGCCAGAACGCCUGGGGUGUGCUGACCCCGUACAGGAACCUGUCGUUACAAAUAGAGAGACAGCGGCAUCCCUGGUGGACGAAGACCAUGUUAGAGAGUGAGGCAAAACGGCGUUUCGAGCGCGCCGGACGUGAGUUCAUGCAGGCAACUGUGGCGCUUGCUCGCCUGCUGCGGCCGCAGGCCAAGUGGGGAUACUAUGGGUUCCCGUACUGCUUCAACAUGGCGGGCUCUAAGCCAGUGGAAACCUGCCCUACUAUCGUACAGCAAGAAAAUGAUCAGAUAUCUUGGCUUUGGACAGAGAGUACGGCGCUCUACCCUUCAGUGUACAGUUCGAAGAACUUAAGCUCAGCUCAACUAGCAGGGCUUAUACGCGGUAGGGUGGCGGAGAGCGCGCGUGUGGGCCGUGGGGUGCCUAUACUACCCUACUUUUGGUUCAAGUACAGGGAUGCCGGAUUUAUGUCAGAGGUGGAUUUAAAAACAGCACUAAAAGCGAUGUAUAAAUCUCACACUUCUGGAUUUAUAGUAUGGGGAAGUUCUAACGACGUCAAUUCGGUUACAAAGUGCGAAAAACUUAAAACUUACUUGGACUAUAUCCUCGGACCCGAAAUAGCCAAAUAUACAAAACAGACAUACAAAAGAGACGACUCAAAUACUAUUAGGCAUGAUACGAUACCAAAUAAUGUCACUACACAAAAUCCAUUGUUUUUUAUAACUGGUGAUUCCAAGGAUGACGAAAAUCAGAAAGUGGAUUCUGAGAAUGAGGAAAUUAAUGAGAAAUCAGAAAAAAAUCUAAGCCAUCUUGAAGAUGAAAUUAUCAAUAGUACAAAUGAUUCUGCUAACGCUAAAAAUGAAAAUAAUAUUUUAUUAGAUAUCGUUUUAAGUUUAAUUGAAAACAUACACAAAAGUUACGAUAAAAAGGCAAUAGACGCUACAAUGAAGAAAGUUAAUAAGGAUCGAAAGAAAGGCACACCAAUUCACGAUACUUUUACACAAAUUAAUGACUAUGAGUUUGAUUUAACAACAAAGAGUCCCAUACAUCAUUUAAAUAAGAAAGGUACCCUUUUCAAUUUACUUUAUCCACCUAAAAACACAACAGCAUUUGAUAAGUUGGCAACUGAAGAAAAUGUAACUCCGGACUAUGAUUUUAAAUCGACUACAGCAGAAAUUACCUCAACCACAGAACACAUUUUAGGUACGGAGCACAAUUUCAUGUCUACUACAAUAGACAUGUUGUAUGAUAAUGAUAACUUGACUGUUUUUGAUAAACGAGAUUCAUUUUUAGAUAAGGAUUUUAAUCACACUACUAUUAGUGAAAUUGACACUGAAAAUACCAGUACAGAUUCCUACAAACAAGAUGAAACUACGGCACCGAUAUUUUUUGAUUAUGACUUUAAUUACACUACGAUUAGAGAAAAGAGUAUAGGCAAUGCCGAGACUGUUUCCACUAAAAUAGACGAAACCACAGUACCGAUAGUUUAUGAUAAUGCAAUGAAUUACACGAUAUCUGCGGAUACUACAGCUGAAAAUUCUUAUGACAUUCAAAGUACAACAGAAUCAGAAAAGAGAUCUGCAAAUGGCGGUGUAUUCAGUACGGCUGAUACGACGACAACUGAAGACGACGUAAUUAACGAUACUGCGACUGAUGAUCCUGAUUAUCAGGUACCUGGGUCUUCACAAGUUGACAGAAAGUACUUCAUUUGCUUAUUCUUCUACUUCUAUUUGGUGUUUAUAUGCCUUUGUGAUAUGUGGUCAGUGUUAAGACUAUAGUUUUAGAUGUAGUGGCCGGUGUCUUCUUAAAUGUGCUUAUUAUCUGUGAUAUAAUAUUAAAUAUUAAUUAAUGUAAAUAUGUAUAGAGUCAGUACAAUGUACUUCAUUAAAUAUUGUUAGAGAUGUUACUAUUUUGAGUAAUAAAGUUAAUUUAAAAAAUAA